This is a messenger RNA of Rotaria socialis, 2049 nucleotides long. NCBI's taxonomy places the organism in Eukaryota, Metazoa, Rotifera, Eurotatoria, Philodinida, Philodinidae. The record is from the annotation of a GenBank genome assembly.
AUGACAACUAUUGAUCAUAAACGACAUCGUUCAAUAGCAAAAACAACUGAAGAUAAUAAUACAACAAAUAUUGACAUGCAAAAUUCAAUAACAAAUCGAAUGAAAAGAAAAACAUCGUUAAUUAAUUCAGAUACUAUUCAUACAACAACGAAAAAGCUUGAUGUAGUUAAAUCAACUGAAUUCGAGCCGAGAGAUCAAAAUCCAAAUAUCGAUUCCAAUUUACAAAUAGAUGAACCAAAUUUUGAACCAGAAAAUGAUUUUGAUGAUUAUGCUGAUCGAAUUUUUAAUUAUUUGGGUGAAGCGUAUACAAAACAAACAACAUCAUUGUCACCUCAAAUAGAAGUUCAUUCUUCGUCGCAAUCUCUAGCACCAACACAAACUUCUGACAAUGAAAUAAAGCCAUUUUUAUGCGCUUUUUGUCCAUAUUUUGCUAAUAACAUUCAAGAAUUUCAAACACACAUAGCAAAACAUACAGAAAAAAAUUUUCGAUGUUCACUAUGUAAUUGCAUGUAUAAAUACAGACGAGAUUGUGUUACACAUAUGAAACGUAAACAUGCAAACACUGUAACUGGAUCAAUUUCACAGUAUAUACAAAAAAUUAAUAGUACAACAAUAACAAAUCAUCAUAGUUCAACGCAACCAUCAUCAUCAUCAAUUCCUUUGAUUGAUCCAAGUAAUUUAAAUUCAUUGGCUGAACCAAAACGAUAUGGAUGUCCAUAUUGUUCAUUAAUGACCAAAUCAACGUCAUCAAUAUAUAAGCAUCAAUCACGUAAACAUGCAACAUUUCCUAAGAUAGUUCAUAAAUAUUCAACAGAUGAUCCGAAUACACGUAGUCUUGUUGCCAUACUGAAACAAAAAUCAAUAAAAAAACCAACUCUUCAAACAAUUGAAGAUAAUCAAUGUGAUAAAUCUCAAAUUCCUGAUGAAUCUUUAAAUAGAAAAGGUUUGCAUGAUCCAUCAAACAUUUCGUCAUCAGUAUCUCUCAAUCGUCACCAUCAGACAGAACUAUUUCCAUCAGCGAAUCGUCAUCGAUGUGCAGCUUCAAAACAUAUUACUGCUCAUACUAUUCAUUCAUCAAAUGGUCGUCUAUCGAAAUUGUUUCAAUGUUGUUUAUGUGGUUAUCGUGCACGACAUCGAAGUAAUGUUGUACGACACGUUAAAAAGAUUCAUACGAUUGAUAUCAAUGAAUCAAAUCUAUCAGCAACAUUAAUUAACAACGAAGUACCAUCUCAAUCGAUAGAAAACAUUACAUCGGAAUGCAUGAAUCAGUCCGAUGAGAAUUCCGAUAAAUUAAUUAUUGAUCACGAUGAAGAAAAACCAAAUCAAAACAAUUUACAUUUAGACAAACAACCAAGAUAUUCAUUUAAUACAACAAUUCAAGCUCCUCUUAUACCAAACAAACCAAAUGACGAUGAGGAUGAUGAGGAUGAUGAGGAUGGUGAUGAUGAUCGUUCACCGAAUUCCUAUGCUGAUAUUCAUCUUUCAAUAAAUAUUUUCCUACCAAAAAAGAAGAAAUACAAUGCGUUUGAUCGUGUCAUUAGUGAUUGCAGUAAUAGUGACGAUAAUAAUCCAGAUGAUAUCUAUUCUGAUGAAGAUAUGAGUGAUGAUGAUAUAACAAAACUCCAUAUAACAUCAUCGCAUCAACAAAAUCUUUCUAGCGCAUCAUUAUAUAAACCACAUAAAUGUCGUCGAUGUUUCUAUCGAUCCAAUUGGAAGACUGAUAUGCUUCAUCAUAUUCGGCUUAAACAUCAUAUAAAUCAAGCAACAAAAUCCGAUUAUACAUCUAUGGAUUUUGAUUCAGCCUUACGAUCGUUUUCACAUUAUGAAAACACCUUUGGCAAGGUUCUUAAAAAUCGGUUAUUACUACCAAAAAUAGAUUAUACUGAUUGCACUUGGGAAGAACUGAAAUCAAAAUUAUACAUCAAUGACGAACAAAAGAAAAUCAAUCGGCAAGGUUUUCUAUCAUCAUCGUCAAUGGAACGAACACCAAUUAUUAAUAACACAUUUGCAUCUAUGAACAAUGAUGAAAAAAAAUCUAUUGAUUGUUAA